AUGAUCCAUAGACAGUAUGGAAAACACAUCAAGAUUGUAAGGAGCGACAAUGGAACAGAAUUCACUUGUCUCACUUCAGAAUUUCGUGAACAAGGGAUUGUUCAUCAAACAAGUUGUGUAGGAACGCCACAGCAGAAUGGGAGAGUAGAAAGAAAACAUAGACACAUUUUAAAUGUGGCAAGAGCUUUGUUGUUUCAGUCUUCAUUUUCAACAAAGUUUUGGGGAGAAAGUGUGUUAACUGCGGUCUAUUUAAUAAAUAGAACACCGAGUCGUCUAUUGGGAGGAAAGACACCGUAUGAGAUAUUGCAUCGGUUCUCUCCUAAUUAUGAUAAUCUUAGAGUCUUUGGGUGCUUGGCAUAUGCGCAUAACCAGAGACGACAUGGAGAUAAAUUUGAGUCAAGAAGCAGAAAGUGUCUUUUUAUUGGUUAUCCAUUUGGGAAAAAGGGAUGGAGCCUUUAUGAUUUGGCCAGUGGAGAAGUGUUUGUGUCGAGAGACGUUGUGUUCGUUGAGAAUACGUUUCCUUUGUUGACUGAGAAAGUAGAAGAAACAUGGAGACAGGAAAUGGAAGAUUUUGAUUGUGUAAUAGCGGGAAAUAGAGAAGCGGAGUUUGUUGGAACAGACAUGACAAGGAACGCAGAAAUUUAUUGUGAUGUCGAAGAAGAGGAUGUUACAACGGGUGAAAAACAAACAGGCUUGUUGGAAAAAGAGACAGAAGUUGUUGUUCUACCUCGAUCUGUUGUUGCAAACGGAGAUGUUGAAUCUCAAAAUCAGUCACAGGAGGAAAGUGUUGGUCUCUCACAUUCUGAUGUUGACAGUGGGAUCGAUGAAGAUGGAGCUGGUCGUAAUGAAAUUUCAGAGGCAGACCCAAAUAUUGCAGAAGCACCUGCAGGAGAACAGAGGAAAAAGGUCAGAAAAUCUACUCGAUCAAAAACUGCUCCUGUCAAGCUAAAAGACUAUGUUUUACGUACGGUGGCUGAGAUCGACAUGAGUGGUGAUGAAAAUGAUUUUUCUAUUCUGAAAUUUGUUGAUAUUAGCGAGUUUUCAGCAAAACACAGAGCAUUUGUUGCAGCAAUCACAAAAUGGAUCGAACUGAAACACUGUGUGUUCGAAUCACAAAAUGGACCAACAUCACUUAGCUCUUUCCGAUGGACCGUUGUUGGCUGA
This is a messenger RNA of Camelina sativa (false flax), 1164 nucleotides long. The record is from RefSeq and is a predicted model, not a curated record. Lineage: Eukaryota; Viridiplantae; Streptophyta; Magnoliopsida; Brassicales; Brassicaceae.